Glossina fuscipes is the source of this 1910-nucleotide messenger RNA. RefSeq lists its product as uncharacterized. Bases 43 to 1275 code for a protein of 410 amino acids. The record is from RefSeq and is a predicted model, not a curated record. Lineage: Eukaryota; Metazoa; Arthropoda; Insecta; Diptera; Glossinidae. The transcript is spliced from 2 exons.
GCAACUAAACGAGAAAUAUUUAUUAUUAUUAUUACAGAAAAGAUGAAAGUCUAUAUUCUAUAUCCGUUUUUGGCCUGUCUAGUCGUUAAAUGUAUUAUUGUCAACGCAGACGAUGUGAAAUUAAAGUCAAAAAGCUUUCAACGAUUUCUAUUUAAUGAGAUUUCAUUGCAUUUUGAUAAUUCAGCUAAACACGAAUUGAAUGUUUACUUAGAUAAUAUCAAAACACCAGCGAACAUAAGUGACGCUUACAGCGAGGCUUUAAAGGAAGCUACGAUUACUGAUAGACUAGAAACAAAAAUAUUAUUUAUUAAGCAGUGGCUGGAUUUGGAUACCAAUCGCGAUAAAACGCAGGACAACGUUUACGUUUUAAGGAACGUGCGGUUUUUAAAAAAAUUGAAAACAAAACUUUUAUAUUUUCAAGAGGAAAUGGCUGAAGAAUUGCAUAAUCUACGCUACUAUCACUUAUGUAAGCAAUUUAAAGCAAAUCAAGAAGAAAUAAAAGCCAGACUCGACUAUUAUCCUACAACUCGUUUGAUGCGCAUCGAUGAGAGAAAUAUUGAAACAAUAUUAAAACAAUUAAAUUUAACGGAAAAUCAUGUGAUUAGCAUUGACCUGAAAGAAUUUGGUGACAAAAUCUACGAAAAAGUAAAAGGCACCGGAUCAGAAAUUAUCGAUGAUUACUUGCUUAUCCUAAAAAAACUAUUGCAAGAAAUUAUCGACGGUGAUACCGAAACAGAGUUGAAGCCGCACUCCGAAACUUUGGGUAUAUUUAUGACAGAAAUUAAUUUAUUGCUUUCCUUAUCAGAUUUUUAUGAAAAGCAUCAGCAACUGUACGACUAUUUGCAAAAUAAUUUAACGAUAGAUUUGCAGACGAUGCAAAAUUCCGAGCAAGGCGAACAACAUUCUUUAGAUAUUUUCAAUAUAUUGAAAAAUAAAGGCAUGGACUUAAUAGUAGCGUUUUUAUUCAGCAAUUUUGAAUUUUUGGAGUCCUUGCACGAAGAAUGGGCUUUAUUAUUGCCGCAAGUACCCGCAAAUUUCCUCGAUCCUAAAAGUCGUAUACUAAAAGAAAUACAAUUAUUAUACGAAGACUUUAAGCGUGACUUUGAAAACUCCAAUAACUAUGAAGCAUAUUUGCAAGCCACUAAGGAUUUACAAGAAUUAACCGAAAAAGAACAAAUUGAUCGAUCUCAUAUCUUUAAUUUGCUGCACGAUGCUACACAGAAUGUCGGCGCUUUAAGGGUGAACAUUAUUGCCGACAAAUGUGGUGAAAUUUAAUGCGAAUUACAUAACGAUUUAUAGAACUAACAGAAAAAACAGUUACACUUUUAUUUAAGUAUAAAGGCGACAAGUCAAAUAGAACAAAUGCAAGCAAGAAAUUUACACCUUGUAGAGGAACAUUUUCCAUAUCCACGACAAUAUUGUCAUGAUAUAGAGUGAACGUGGAUUUGAGAACUACUUUCACCCUAAAAGCCUGUGGGCACGGACGUAGAACGAGUUAUAAUUGUUGCAAUUUUUUCGAAGCAAGUUCUACCGAAGGUACUUGGGAUCGACGGCGAAUAGGGAUAGUUUAGUCCAACACAUCUAUUAUCACAUACUCAGCGUACGAGCCCGGUUUCGAAAUGAAUUUAUUACGGACACAAGGAAAUCUGCAGCAAUGUGAAUGUGCUUAAAGUAACCUAAAGCAAAUUAAAUUGAAGCGGAAGUUAAGGGUGCAGGUAUGAACUUAACGAACGGAGAACACUGAACACGUCUUACUUUCCCUCUAACGCAAUAAAGUAAAAAAUAUCAAUGAAAUUUGAGGCAAUUGAGAAAAAUAAAAAAUAACACUUUCAUCCAAUUAUAUGAGUAAUAAUCUUGCUGUAACACCACUCCGAAUAAAUUUCACUAUAAAACUUACUAUAAAAAUGUAU